Molecule: messenger RNA, 840 nt
Organism: Zingiber officinale
Lineage: Eukaryota; Viridiplantae; Streptophyta; Magnoliopsida; Zingiberales; Zingiberaceae
Product: glutathione S-transferase 3-like
Exons: 3
Coding region: 46-699 (217 amino acids)
Cellular component (GO): cytoplasm
Molecular function (GO): glutathione transferase activity; glutathione binding
Source: RefSeq, a predicted model, not a curated record
GGGGGAAAAAAAUAAACCAAAUUGAGAAUCGAAAGAAUAGCGGAGAUGGGAGGGAUCAAGAUCUACGGGAUGCCCACGUCCACCAACACCAUCCGAGCUCUGGCGGCCCUCAACGAGAAAGGCCUCGACUACGAGCUCGUCAUCGUCGACCUCCGCACCGGCGCGCACAAGCACCCUAACUUUCUUGCCCUCAACCCCUUCGGCCAGAUCCCAGUUCUGGAGGACGGAGACGUCGUCCUCUUCGAGUCGCGGGCGAUCAACCGAUACAUCGCUACCAAGUACGCGGAGGCCGGGCCGGACCUCCUCCUCUCCGGAGGAACCCCCGCAGAGCGUGCGGCGGUGGAGAUUUGGCUCGAGGUGGAGUCGCAGCAGUUCGGGCCGCCCAUCGCCUCGCUGGUGUUCGAGGCGCUGAUCAAGCCAAUGCUUGUCAAAGCCACGGCCGACGAGGCGAUCGUGGAGGCGCAGGCUGCGAAGCUGGAGAAGGUGUUGGAUGUGUACGAGGCGCGUCUGGCGCAGAACAAGUACCUCGCCGGAGAGCACUUCACCUUGGUCGACCUCAAUCACAUCCCCUACACCAACUACCUGCUGAAGACGUCCAAGGCCGCACUUGUCACAUCUCGUCCUCACCUGCUCGCCUGGUGGAAGGACGUCUCCGCCCGUCCCGCCUGGGUCAAGACCGCUGCCGGCAUUCCCUUCUGAUCGGUAAUGUUUCUGUUGCUUUGAUGCUUGGGGAGAAUGAAUGAAUGGAAAUAGAAUUCCGAUGGCCUCUCCAAGCUUUUCAUCUUCUGCUGUUUCGCUUUCAUCUUCUCAGACGAUAACAAUAAAGCGGUUGUUCCACUA